Messenger RNA from Bursaphelenchus okinawaensis, 4998 nucleotides. NCBI's taxonomy places the organism in Eukaryota, Metazoa, Nematoda, Chromadorea, Rhabditida, Aphelenchoididae. The record is from the annotation of a GenBank genome assembly.
AUGUACAGUAAGAUCAAGAUAACUUUUUUAGAUGAAGACGGUUUCAUUGGUACUACAAGUAUACUUGUACAGUUUUCAAAUAGUACUGAUAGACUAGUACUAGAUGCACAAGAUUUACGUGUAACUACAGUAACUAUAAAUGAUAAGUAUGAAGAAGACUGGACGUUGAACAAGAAAAAAUUGACUAUUAUUGAAGAUUUGAAACCUACUGUAGUAUAUAAUAUAUCUAUUGAGUACCAUGGCACCAUUAAUAGUCACAAAUUGGGUGGAUUAUAUAAGAGUUUGUACAAGAAGAACACAAAGUAAGUGACACCCUACCCUACCCUACCCUACCCUACCCUACCCUACCCUACCCUACCCUACCCUACCCUACCCUACCCUACCUUGCCUUGCCCUACCCUAUCUUACUUUACCCUAUUCUGCGCUAUCGUACCCUACCGUACUCUAUCGUAAUAUACGCUCCCGUGUCCUAUUUUACCUUUUUCUACCUCAUUUUAUCCGAAACUAUCUUACUUGGUCCUGCCUUACUUUCUCCUACCCUGUUCUACGCGUCUUUACCUUGCGCUAGCUACCUUAUAUUACUCUUCCUUACCCUGCUGUGCUCUACUGUAACACUAUGAAGUACAAUAGUUGUAAUAAAUGUUUCAAUUUAGAGCUUUACUAGUCACACACUUAGAGCCAGAUAAGGCUCGUAUGUUGUUUCCCUGUAUAGACGAUCCUACAGUUAAAUCAAAGUUCAUCGUAUCAUUGACUGUUCCCCAAGGGCUUACUGUAUUUGGUAAUAGUCGUAUUGCAAAAACCGACAUUGUAAAGUAAGUAUGGAGCAUUAUAUACCUUUUUUUCAAUCGUUUAUGUAUACUUAUGUUGAUGUACCUAACAAGGGAAGGCCACAACCUCACAGACUGGUUUCUUAAUGAAACAUUUAUCGUUUGAAAGAGCGCAAAAAGUUAUCUUAAAAACCGUUUUCAAUUUUUGCUAAACGGUAUUACAAACAAAGUUACAGGCGAUUUAAUUUUACUAUAUGUUUAUUGCGUUUAUUGCGAUUGUAAGCUAUAUAUUUGAGUAUUUCAGCAAAACGUUAAAAAAAGUCAUUUUUGCCAAUUCGCCGUUCAUGUCAACAUUCUUAGUAGCCUUCGUUGUUGGCGAUUUCCGAACAGAAUCUAUCAAGUACAAAGACCGUAUUAAUGUCACAGUAGCUACAAUAGCUGGCAACAAAGAAAAUUUGAGUACAGUAAUAAAAUAUGCUGUAGAUUGCCUAGAGUACAUGGAAGAUUACACUGGAUUUAAAUACCCCGGCCGAAAAUUAGGUAAGUUUUGCCUAGCCUUAGCUCUGCAAUAGCCCUACUCUUGCCUUGCCUUGCCUUGCCUUGCCUUGCCUUGCCUUGCCUUGCCUUGCCUUGUCUUGCCUUGCCUUGCCUUGCCUUGCCUUUCCUUGCCUUGCCUUGCCUUGCCUUGCCUUUCCUUGCCUUGCCUUGCCUUGGCCUCGAGAACCCUAGUCCCAAAGUCAUAGUAGUUUCAAAGCCCUAGCCUUAACUCUAGUCCUAACAUUAGUUCUACCCUUAGCCUUGUGCCCUAAGCCUUGAUUGAACGUUUGAGCUUUACUUAACUCAUUUAGCCCUGUAGUAUAUCAUGCAUGCCGUACCUUUACUUGCAUUAACCUUAGUGUUAGUCUUAGCCUUAAGAUCAGCCUUAGGAUUACCUUUUGUUUUAUACUACCCUUGCUGUAACUCUACUAUAGUUCGAAAGUAACACUGUUACAUGCUCGAAGGUGCUUCGACGUAUUUUACACUUAAAAUUGCAUUUUCAGACCACGUUGAUGUUCUAAAACUUCCCACGCUAGCCAUGCAAAACUUUGGCUUAAUUACCUACGCCAAUUCGUUUAGCCAAACCUCUAGCCUAACAUUAGCUGAAGAAUUAGAGCAACGUCGACUGAUAUGCCACGAAACAGCCCACCAGUGGUUUAGUAACAUAAUCACCACUGCCGAUUGGGGGCAGAUCUUUUUGCACGAAGGGUUUGCAACUUUUUUUGAAAAUGCACUUUUCAAAAAUAUGACAAAUGAAGACAAACUGGCUGUGGAGAGUAAGAGAGUACAAGAGUUCCAUGAUGGUAUAUUGGAGAAGGUGCAUAACGGUCAUAGUAUUGUGGUAGACAAGUUUGUUUCUGAUGGUAAGGAACAAUUGUCAUUUUAAUUUUAUUUGUUAAUAUUUGACAGAAAAAUAUAUGCGCAGCUUGUAAACUUUGGCUUUAAAUUUCCUAAGCCUAAGCCUACUAAGCCUAAGCCUACUAAGACUAAGCCUACUAAGCCUAAGCCUACUAAGCCUAAGCCUACUUAGCCUAAGCCUACUAAGCCUAAGCCUACUAAGCCUAAGCCUACUAAGCCUAAGCCUACUUAGCCUAAGCCUACCAAGCCUAAGCCUACUAAGUCUAAGCUUGCUAAGCAUAAGUAUACUGUAUAAAUACUGUAAUUCUUUUAUUUUUCAGAAACAGUAUAUCUAAGUGCCGGGUCAGUGAUAAAAAUGAUUGAAAAUGUAAUUGGAAGCCAAACAUUACGAAAAACUCUACAACUUUUGGUUAAACAACAUGCUUAUUCUAACUUUAACUAUAUUGACUUGCUAAAUGCUUUUAAGAAAGUAAGUUUUUAACCGUAUUUUACAAACUUUGCUUUAUAGAAAAUUUGAAAAAAUUUAAAUAUUAAGUACAAAAGUUGGAUUCCGCUUGAAGGCAUACUUACUAAAACUGUCGUAACUUUUUUACUAACGACACGGUAUUGCCAAAACUUAGAUUUAUUAUACUAUUUUGAACGUUCUACCAAACGCAUUAUAGUUUUUUUUUAAAUUACAGUAUGAUAGAGUUACUGUAAAUGUUAAGCAAAAACAAGUUUUUUUUAGACAAAUGACAGAAAUUUAUGUGGAAACACUGUAACUUUAAGAACCUUUAUUCAACCGUAUCUACUCCAAAAAGAAGUUCCUGUAAUUCGUGUUACCAACACUUCAACGUCUUACGUUUUAACACAACAUGGUAAUACUAGGUUUGAUAUACCACUGUUUGUGUCUGAUGGUACUCAAAGCCAAGUACUUUGGCUUACUAAAGGUGAGUAACUUUAUACCCUACCCUACCCUUCCCUACCCUACCCUACCCUAUCCUACCCUACCCUACCCUUCCCUACCCUACCCUACCCUACCCUACCCUACCCUACCCUACCCUAUCCUACCCUACCCUAACCUACCCUACCCUACCCUACCCUACCCUACCCUACCCCUACCCUACCCUACUCUACCCUACUCUACCCUACCCUACCCUACCGUACCCUACCCUACCCUACCCUACCCUACCCUACUCUACCCUACCCUACCCUUCUCUACCCUACCCUACCCUACCCUACCCUACCCCACCCUACCCUACCCUACCCUACCCUAACUUACCCUACCUUACACUACCUUGCUCUAUCCUAUCUUACCUAUACCUUUACUAUACUCGACCCGCGCCUGAGCUACGUCUACCUUUACCAUUCAUCUAGUAUUUCCUACAGUACCUACUUUCUCUGCCUCUACUGUUACUCUUGCUUUUAUUCCUACCCUGCGAUAUCUUACCCAUGCCCCUACUGAGUACUAAUACUCCUACUAUCAUCUCUACUUUGCUCUGACCUAUUCUUCCUUAAACUCUCAUUUUCUAAUUUACCCUAGAUUACCUGCCUUACCUUAUUUUUUUAUAUUCUACCCUACAGUAUAUCUUUCUCUACCUAUUCCAGAAAACCAAAUAUGUGGCAACACGGCCAUCUUAAACACCAACAAAACCUUGGUGUUCAACUACCAAUAUCAAUCAUUUGUAAAACUACAGUACGAUGAUGAUAUAUACUGGCGAUAUGACAAAUCAAUAAGUAGGAUUGAUGACUUUACAGUGUAUAAUAUACUCAGUAAUACGAAAGAUUACUUGACUACUAAAAAGUUUAUGAACAUAGCUAUAGCUGCGUUACGGAGUCGAAGAUCAGGCCUGGUUUGGAAGGUUGUUAUUGACUAUGUUUAUGAACAUGACUUGGGGGUGUCUAAGGUAAAAUUUUUAAAAAACUUUUAAAUUUUCGAAAUUUUUUUAAAUUUUUAAAUUUUGAAAAAAAAUUUUUAAAUUUUAAAAUUUUUUCAAUUUUCAUUAUUACAGGCCUUUCAAAAAGUACUGUUACAAGCUGAAAACUCACUAAUUUGGAACAACACAAACGAUCCUAUGUUAAGGUAAGUCUUUGUAACACAACUGUUCAUAACUUUUUUCAAAAAGCUAUGACUUUGAUACUGCUCAUCAUGGUAGACAAUAUCAACGUCCAUCUCAUGAACUUUUCAAAAUUUUAACUUAUGCAAUAAUUUUCAUUUUACAACAACUUUAGUUUAUAAAAACCCAUUUUUUCGUUGUUAUUAGGUGCCGACAUAAAGAACCCGCCAUACUUUGCCUGUAAUUUCCUGUAAAAAAUGGCGGGUCCUUUUGUCGGCACCUAAUACAAGUAAUAUUUAAACUAUUUUUGUAAUUUUUAUUUUCUAAAAUUGAUUUUUUAGGUAUUGAAAGACGAUUUUUUUUAUUUGUUACCUAAAUUUCAGAAGCCUCCAAGCAGAUUUGUCAUCAUUUUUGGUCGAUUUUGAGGUUGGAAAUGCGUUGAAAAGUGCUCAUAACCUGUAUAUUCAAAGGUUUUCAAAGUGUAAAAGCGACUUUUGGAGGUGUAAUAAGUAAGUUUUAAUGUUAAAUACGCAGAAAAAGCUUAAAAAUGUAAAUUUUUCAAAAUUUCACUGUUAAGUUUAAAAAAAAGUUUUUAUUUGGUUUUGUUUUGUAUACUUAAAAUUAUUUUCAGAAUACCAGUUGAACUUCGCUCUGCAGUUUACUGUGCUGCAGUUAAAAAUAAUGGCACUAAUGCUAAAUUUCUUCAAAAGUACCUACUGUAUCUCAAAAAAGAAUCAUUGGUACCAAAUGACUAUGAGUUUGAAGUGGCAGCGAUCAAUAAUGGGCUUCAGUGUGCUUAA